AUGGAGGCAGUGGCUGAAUCCGAGGCGCGCAAGGCCUUAUUCCAACGACUGAAGCCAUGCUGUGUUGAAAUCAGCCGGCUUACCAUUCGGGACGAGGAUGGGCCCUUCCCAGCCCGCGAACUGCAAGCUCUUACUACUACCCUCCUGGACAUUCUUCACGCCUCAUCUGCGGACUUACACGACAAAUUAGCCGAAUAUGUCUUCUUCCCGUUAUCUCAUAUCUUCCGCCAAAUGGCGAAAUACCCAGCGACUGUUAUCGAGAACUGUAUCACUUGUCUCCGAAUCCUCAUCACCUACGGCUGGCGGACGAGGAUAUCAGCCGCCCUUGUCCAGCAAAUAUUUACCCUUCUCAUUUUCAUCAUUGAUGGCGCUCCUGGAUCACAAGGGAAUAUGGAAAAGCCCGAGGAGCUUAUCUUAGAAGCCUUCCGCACCUUGUCGGCUCUCCUCGACGCUGCCGCAGGAUCAGCACAGGCCGCCACUGGUCUAGCAGCGCCCGCGGUAAUUCCGCAGCUGGGCCAAGGCGUCACAGCGAUGCUCGAUGGUAUUGUGGACGGUGUUACUCCGGCGAUCCAGGAAGAGGCCCUUCGAUCGUUGGUUCUGCUGUAUCGAGCCAUCAGAGAUCAUGCCACCUUAGCUACUUUCCUCCCCGGCACAUUGUCAAAUCUCGCAAGGGUGCUCCACACGCCGGCACGAUACAAAGCCUCAGUUCUAGCAGGAUGUCUAGAUGGAGUGAGGGUGGUUCUGACGACAGUUUUAGGCGAUUUACGCACGCGAUCAAUCCUUGCUAAAAAGGAGAAGGACGGCGGCGAAAAGGAAGAGGACAAAAAUAAGGUCCUCGGACCAGCAUGGCUAAAUGCGACCGUGGGACAAGUCAAAAAGGCUUUGGCAACAAUGAUGAAGCUACGCAUACAUGAAUCCGACGGCGUCAAAAUUGCACUCAACCGCCUGUGCAUUACAUUGCUGGACGAGUGCUAUGAGACCUUGUCCAACUGUUCGACAUUGCUUGUGGAGACGGCCGUUAUCCUGGAUACCGGCGACCGCGAUUCAUUUACGGAAACGAACUUGUCACAUAUAGCUGGAGUAUAUCCCGAGUUACUCGACGUGGUCAAGACGACAGUCUAUAACUGGAUGUCGAGCUUGCCUCGACACAUGCAAUCCGCGGACGAAGAUGUCAAGCAGGUCGCAAUUCACAACUUUGGCAAAGGCAUUGGGCUUUUGAGAAGUCUGAACAUUGAAUCGAGUACACUGGAGAGCGCGUUGUCUCAAACAAUGUGUGAGACGAUAACUUCACUACUCCAGGCGAACAAAACCUCAAUCUCGGACAACGCGGCACCAAUUCAGCUUCUAGAAAGUAAAUCUAUGGUGAAGGCUUCUGGAAGGAUGUCGCAUUCUCCUGUACUGCUUUCGCACGAAAGCCAGCGUGGGCUGAAAACUGAACUUGCAUCCCUUUUACGGGCAGUCAGCUCGACCUCGCAGUCUGGCGCCUUGCUAGCAGACAUGGUGGAAUUUGCUAGGAACAAUUCAGAUAAUAGUCAAGUCGCUGCCUACUGGCUGUCGUUGGAGAUAAUCAAGACUGCGCAUGCCUCCUCUUCGGACGAGGAUGCGCUUCUUAACUUCACUGAUGUCCCAAAUGGAUCGCAAGAUAUCGAGUCUGAGUUCGGCGAAUUGUAUUCGUUCUCGGUUGAGAUAUUGGAUUCUCACAGCGAUGCAUCAGCUGUCGACUGGCGUAUGGAGGCGCUUGCGCUCGAAGUAGUGGCCUAUGCAGCCCAGAGAUCUGGUGAGUCGUUUAGGCCAGAACUCAUCGACGUGCUGUUCCCGACUGCAACAUUUUUGGGGUCCCCCGACCCCCGGCUCCAGAAGCACGCCGUGGUCACACUGAACAUCCUAGCGGCGGCGAGCAAGUACGCUUCCGUCUCAGAGCUGAUCGUUGACAACGUUGACUACAUGGUCAGCGCUGUGGCCCUGCGCCUCAACACGCUGGACAUAUCGCCGGCAUCUACACAGGUGCUGACCAUGAUGAUUCGCCUCGCCGGGCCGCACCUCAUACCGUUCCUGGACGACGUCGUCGACUCCAUUUUCGCUGCGCUGGACAACUACCACGGGUACCCCGCAUUCGUUGAAAGCCUGUUCCAUGUGCUCAAGGAGAUUGUCGACCAAGGGGCCAAAACGGAAAGCGCGCGCCUGCUGAAAGAUCACGAGAAGAAGGAGAUUCACCACAAGAAGCAGCACGGUCAGCCGGAAGACCUGAACAGCUUGAUGGCCUUUUUGGACAAACGCGAAGAGCGACGGAAACGCGAUGAGGAAGAGGCGCGAAACAUGCGACCACUCGAGGGCCACCCCCAAAUACCGUGGGGUGAGCCGGAUAAGCAGGUUGGCGACGAGGAGACGGAGCAGGAUGGCGACGGGGGCGGCGAGCCGCCCAGCGAGGAGAAGCCACCGAGCUCGCCAACCUACCGACUACUGAGCCGUGUGGCCGGACUGACACAGCAUUACCUGACAUCGCCAACGCCACGGCUGCGCCGCUCCCUGCUUGCGCUUCUGCGGUCCGCCGCGCCCGCGCUCGCCGGUGACGAAGACGCCUUUCUCCCACUCGUCCACGCCCUGUGGCCUGUCGUCAUUGGCCGCCUCGCCGACCCGGAGCCCUACGUCGUCAUCGAGGCCUGCCACGCCCUCGCAGGCAUGUGCGUCACCGCAGGCGACUUUCUCGCCUCCCGCUUUCAGGCCGAGUGGUCGUGCGAGGGCGGAGGCGGCCUGCGCGACUUUUGCCGCAAAGCAAAACGCUCGGCGGCUGCUGGCGGCAAUCGGGGCCUCCUGGCAGGGCGGUCCUCCUCGACAGACGAUCUCGUGGUGCAGCUGCGCCGCCCGGAGACGACAAGCGGGGUAGUCCGCCGGGUAGAGGAGACUUCAGGGACGGCCGGCGGCCUUGGGGAGCACGCCUCGCCGGCGCGCAUAUGGGCGGCGGUGGUGGCGCUCCUGACGGCGGUGGUGGCGCACGUGCGCAUCGAGGACGCCAUGUUUGACGACGUGCUCGAGCUGCUGGCCGACGUGCUGGAAAAGAGGCCGGAUGCCAGGAAGGCGCUCGAGGUGAUCAAUGCGGAUGCGGUGUGGCUGGCGCUGUACGAGCGCGGGGCGGUGGUGGCUCCGAGGAGGGCGGCCAAAACGACGGUUGAGGGGCUGUCUUUUGUUGAACUGCGGGCGUAG
This is a messenger RNA of Cordyceps fumosorosea ARSEF 2679, 3201 nucleotides long. RefSeq names its product HEAT repeat protein. Lineage: Eukaryota; Fungi; Ascomycota; Sordariomycetes; Hypocreales; Cordycipitaceae. Gene Ontology annotation, cellular component: cytoplasm. The transcript has 2 exons. Gene Ontology annotation, biological process: chromatin remodeling. The record is from RefSeq and is a predicted model, not a curated record. The coding region runs from base 1 to 3201 and encodes 1066 amino acids.